Messenger RNA from Phalaenopsis equestris, 3849 nucleotides. Its product is annotated as probable calcium-transporting ATPase 5, plasma membrane-type. Lineage: Eukaryota; Viridiplantae; Streptophyta; Magnoliopsida; Asparagales; Orchidaceae. Gene Ontology annotation, cellular component: intracellular membrane-bounded organelle; membrane. Gene Ontology annotation, molecular function: calmodulin binding; P-type calcium transporter activity; ATP hydrolysis activity. The record is from RefSeq and is a predicted model, not a curated record. The transcript is spliced from 7 exons. Bases 142 to 3252 code for a protein of 1036 amino acids. Gene Ontology annotation, biological process: calcium ion transmembrane transport.
AUUGAAUUCGCCUGAAAGUGGGUCUCGCCGAGCUGACCUCUCUGCUCCCCCCCUUUCUCCGGCGAAGGUUUGCUCCCCAUGAGGUGAUUUGCGGUUGAUCGAGAGAGCUUAGAUUCGCGAGCGGUUUAGGGUAGGGAGAAGAUGGAGAGGUUUCUGAAGGAGAACUUCGAUUUGCCGGCGAAGAAUCCGUCGGAGGAGGUGCAGCGGAGAUGGCGAAGUGCUGUAGGACAGAUCGUUCUGAAUCGCAGGAGGAGGUUUCGGAUGGUUGCCGAUCUUGAUAAAAGAUCGGAGGCUGAGGCUCGACGCCGCAGCAUCCAGGAAAAGAUUCGUGUUGCUCUGUAUGUUCAGAAGGCUGCUUUGACGUUUAUUGAUGCUGCAAAUAAUAUCGAAUAUAAGCUUCCUGAGGAGGCUAGGAAAGCCGGUUUCUACAUUAGCCCUGAUGAAUUAGCCACCAUUGCACGAGAGCACAAUUCAAAGAGCUUAAAAUUUCAUGGAAGUGUUGAUGGGAUAUCCAGAAAAUUGUCCGUCUCUCUGGAAGACGGCAUUAAGACAAGUGAUUUGUCUGAAAGACAGAAUGUUUUUGGAGCCAAUAAAUUUCCGGAGAAACCAGCUAGAAGUUUCUGGAUGUUUGUAUGGGAUGCAUUGCAAGAUUUGACCCUAAUAAUUCUUAUGGCCUGUGCCGUAGUUUCCAUAGGAGUUGGGCUUGCCACCGAAGGUUGGCCAAAGGGGAUGUAUGAUGGACUUGGGAUCAUCCUUAGUAUCUUCUUGGUAGUUUCCGUCACAGCUGUCAGCGACUACAAACAAUCACUGCAGUUCAGAGACCUCGACCGAGAAAAGAAAAAGAUUUUCAUGCAAGUUACCAGAGAUGGUUACAGACAAAAAGUCUCCAUCUACGAUCUCGUUGUUGGAGACAUUGUUCAUCUUUCUAUUGGGGAUCAGGUCCCAGCUGAUGGGCUUUACAUAUCUGGCUAUUCAUUAUCAAUAGAUGAGUCAAGCUUGUCUGGCGAAGCUGAUCCUGUGCAAGUUUCUAAUGAAAAGCCAUUCCUACUAGCUGGAACUAAAGUUCAGGAUGGGUCUGCUAAAAUGUUAGUUACAGCAGUAGGUAUGAAAACUGAAUGGGGAAGACUGAUGGAAACUUUGAGCCAGGGAGGUGAGGACGAAACACCUUUGCAGGUGAAGCUUAAUGGUGUUGCCACAAUCAUUGGAAAGAUAGGUUUGGUAUUUGCCACACUAACUUUUGUCGUGUUGGUGGUCAGAUUUCUAGUGGACAAGGCGAUUCAUGUUGGCUUGUUAAAAUGGUUCCCAAAUGAUGCGUUGCUAAUACUAAAUUACUUCGCAAUUUCGGUCACCAUAAUCGUCGUUGCAGUUCCGGAGGGGCUACCUUUAGCCGUGACAUUGAGUCUCGCAUUUGCGAUGAAGAAACUGAUGGAUGAUAAGGCGCUUGUGAGGCAUUUAUCAGCAUGUGAGACGAUGGGAUCUUCAGGAUGCAUUUGCACUGAUAAAACUGGAACUUUGACAACAAAUCACAUGGUAGUUGAUAAGAUUUGGAUUUGUGAAGAGUCUAAAUCAUGCAGGGGUAAGGAAACUUCAGAGCAUUUGAAGGCCACUUUGUCCGGUGAGGUAUUAGGAAUUCUUUUGCAGUGUAUAUUCCUAAAUAGUGGGUCAGAAGUGGUAAGAGGAAAAGAUGGAAAAAACACCAUUUUGGGUACUCCAACUGAAACUGCGCUGUUGGAGUUUGGCUUGGAUCUUGAAGGAGUCGUCGACACCACCCAGCAUCGAGAUUGCACGAGAUUGAAGGUGGAACCUUUUAAUUCUGUUAAGAAGAAGAUGUCUGUUCUUGUUUCUCGUCCAGGAGGAGGAUAUCGUGCUUUCUGCAAAGGCGCAUCUGAAAUAAUUUUGCAGUUGUGUGAUAAGAUUCUUGAUCGUGAAGGAAAUGCUGUACCUUUAUCUGAAAAACAAACAAAAAGUAUAAUGGAUGUCAUUACUAUUUUUGCCAAUGAUGCUUUAAGGACACUUUGUUUGGCCUACAAAGACAUGGAUGAAGUGUCAAAAGGUGAUGAAAUUUCCACUGAUGGUUAUACACUGAUAGCUGUUUUUGGAAUAAAAGAUCCAGUGCGUCCUGGGGUAAGGGAAGCAGUUCAGACUUGUAUAACUGCUGGAAUAAUAGUUCGGAUGGUAACCGGAGACAAUAUUAAUACAGCUAAAGCCAUUGCCAAAGAGUGUGGAAUAUUGACAGAUGAUGGUUUGGCAAUAGAAGGACCUGAAUUUCGCAGCAAGAGCCCAGAGGAGUUGAAGGAGUUAAUUCCUAGGCUCCAGGUAAUGGCUCGAUCGUUGCCUCUAGACAAGCAUACUUUAGUGACCAAUCUGAGAAAGAUGGGUGAAGUUGUUGCAGUCACUGGAGAUGGGACCAAUGAUGCUCCCGCUUUACAUGAGGCUGACAUCGGUCUUGCGAUGGGUAUUUCAGGCACAGAGGUUGCGAAAGAAAACGCUGAUGUGAUUAUCUUAGACGACAACUUCACCACCAUUAUAAAUGUUGCUAGAUGGGGCCGUGCUGUAUAUAUUAACAUCCAAAAGUUCGUACAGUUCCAGCUGACCGUAAAUGUUGUUGCUCUUAUAGUCAAUUUUGUCUCUGCAUGUAUAACAGGAGAUGCUCCUCUCACUGCCGUGCAGCUGCUAUGGGUUAAUAUGAUCAUGGAUACACUCGGCGCCUUAGCGCUAGCAACAGAACCUCCAAAUGACGAAAUGAUGAAGAGACCGCCAACCGGCCGCGGCGAGAAUUUCAUCACAAAGGCUAUGUGGAGGAAUGUCAUUGGCCAGAGCAUCUAUCAACUUCUGGUUCUUGGAGUUCUCAUGUUCGGUGGAAAGAAGCUCCUCAAAUUAAGUGGAUCUGAUGCCGAUAUCGUGCUCAAUACUUUCAUAUUCAACACUUUCGUGUUUUGCCAGCUAUUCAACGAGAUAAACAGCCGAGAGAUGGAGAAACUCAACAUCUUUAAAGGAAUUUUCAGCAGCUGGAUCUUCUCCGCCGUCCUUAUUUCAACCCUAGUCUUCCAAGUCAUCAUCGUCGAGUUCCUCGGCGCCUUUGCUAGCACCGUCCCCUUGAGCUGGCAGCUAUGGCUCCUCAGCAUUCUCCUCGGAUCAAUAAGCUUAAUUAUAGCCGUUUUACUCAAAUGCAUUCCAGUUGGUUCUACCAAGCUCCCAUCCCUCCACCAGAAUGGCUAUCAGCCAAUCCCCAACGGUCCCGAAGAUGUUUAAAUAAAAAAAGGUUAGGAUAUCCUGUCUAAAAAUUUGGUAUUUAUACUUUCCAACCAUCCAAAACAUCGAAUAUAACAUUUUAACCACCCAAAAUUUCAAAUAUUACAUUUUAACAAUCCAAAACUUUCACUCAAAACCUCCAGUAGUGAGUAAAGGAGGUUUAUUUUAAAUGUUAUCUUUACAUUCAAUAUUUUGGGUGGUUGGUGUGGAAAAAUCUCAAAAAAAUUAGGCAUUUAAUGUGUGUUGGAGUCAUUAGAAUUGCUUUGAGAUUAGUUUUGAUGCAAGUUUAAUCUCUAUGCUGUACUGAUCUCAAAGCAAAUCUAAUGGCUUUGAGUCUUAUUAUGACUGAUUUUGAAAUCAGGAUAUUCUGACAACAAAAAUUUUCGGUUAUGUACUAUGGUUUUCUUCAUGUUUAUUUCCUGUAUUUUACAACGGAACCCAGCAGGGAGCUGCAGGUUGGCGUUCUUGAGGCCAUAGAAAAAAAUUUUGAAUCUGUGGUAUGUUUAAAUGCCCAAACUAUAUUAUGUCUGUAACAAUAUUUAUUAACAGAACGAUAUAAAAAGGUUUAUAGUGUUAAUAUACUUUAGAAUUUCAAUA